Messenger RNA from Mesoplodon densirostris (Blainville's beaked whale), 2452 nucleotides. It is a transcript of the gene EXD1, whose product is annotated as exonuclease 3'-5' domain containing 1. The record is from RefSeq and is a predicted model, not a curated record. Gene Ontology annotation, molecular function: 3'-5' exonuclease activity; nucleic acid binding. Gene Ontology annotation, biological process: nucleobase-containing compound metabolic process. The coding region runs from base 390 to 2105 and encodes 571 amino acids. The transcript has 12 exons. Lineage: Eukaryota; Metazoa; Chordata; Mammalia; Artiodactyla; Ziphiidae.
CCGCAAGGGGCGCUCGGGAGCCAGCCUCGGGACCGCGCGCCGAUUGGCUCCUCGGGAAACAGAUGCGACCUCUUGUUCAGGCCGGCUGGCGUCCGACCUGUAGUGUGGGUUCCCAGGCUGCGUACUUUAGUUAGUUUUCAGGACUGUCCGUAGAUAACCGCCACCGCGGGUUUGGAGCUCCCGGAGAGUUCUUCCUUAACAGCAGUCCGUCUUCUUUCACUUCAAGACUGAAGCUCGAGGAACUCACCAUUUGGCUGAAAUAGAGACAAGAUUUCCCAAACUUUCGUCGGAGGAAAAAGAAAAACAAACCUAACGGCGAAGGAGAGAAUUUCUAAAGGUUUGGAUACUUAAAGAAGAUUAUUUGAAGGCUCCUUUUGGAAUCAAAUAGCAUGGAUCCCAGCAGUGACUACCAUUUCCUCAACCAGAUUUUGUGGAGAAGAGUGAAACUCACAUUGGUUUGUGGCGUCUUUGAGGGAGUGCUCCAGCAUGUGGACCCUAACAAGAUUGUUGUCCUGAAGAAAGUGAAGAAUGUGGAGACUGAUCAAAGUGUCCCAGGAGUGAAGAUGUUUUUUGGACACGAGAUUGUAAAUGUGGAACUACUGGAUGAAGAAGAACAAGGUGCAGUAAGAGAAAAGGCAUCUUCUGUUAGUCUAAAUACAGAAAGAAACAGGAUGGAUACAAUAAAAGAUGAAGACCUAAAUAUAUAUAAGGCUGCUUCUCCUGCCUCUGAGGCACCAACCACCUCUCUGCUAAAUGACCUCAAGUACAGCCCAUCAGAGGAAGAGGAGGUGACAUACACAGUCAUUGAUCAGUUCCAGCAGAAAUUUGGUGCUGCAAUGCUCCACAUCAAGAAGCAAAGUGUCCUGAGUGUGGCAGCAGAAGGAGCUAAUGUGUGUCGUCAUGGGAGACUAUGUUGGCUUCAGGUGGCCACAAAUAGCCGAGUUUACUUAUUUGACAUUUUCCUUCUGGGAAGUCGUGCUUUCAUCAAUGGACUUCAGAUGGUAUUAGAAGACAAGAGAAUUUUGAAGGUUAUCCAUGAUUGUCGUUGGCUUUCUGAUUGCCUCUCUCAUCAGUAUGGAAUUUUGCUGAAUAAUGUCUUUGACACCCAGGUAGCAGAUGUCCUUCAAUUUUCCAUGGAAACAGGCGGCUUUCUUCCAAACUGCAUUAGUACUUUACAGGAGAGUUUAAUCAGACACCUUAAAAUAGCCCCUAAAUAUCUCUCCUUUCUGGAAGAGAGACAAAAACGGAUUCAGGAAAACCCAGAACUAUGGUUCACACGACCUCUUUCACCCUCUUUGCUAAAAAUUUUGGCCCUGGAAGCUACCUACCUGCUCCCGCUUCGCUUGGUACUCCUAGAUGAAAUGAUGUCUGAUCUAACUACCCUGGUGGACGGGUACCUAAACACCUACCGAGAAGGGUCUGCAGACUGGCUGGGAGGCAUGGAGCGUACCUGUAUGGAGCUCCCAGAGGAACUGCUUCAACUGAAGGACUUCCAGAGACAGCGCAGAGAGAGAGCUGCAAAAGAAUAUAGAGUAAAUGCACAGGGACUCCUAAUAAGGACAGUACUACAUCCAAAGAAAUCUAUGACAGAGACAGCAGGGAAAGAGGGAAAAGUAAGAGGUUUCUUACUUUGUAAAAAUUCUAGGCUAGGUAAAGCUCCAAAUUUUACAUCUCACAAGGAUGUAAAUUUGCUAAAAGAAGAAUCUAAGAGUAAGCAAACCACAGCGGAACCUCAACAUCUACCUCCCAUAAAGGAAGAAGUCAGUGAAGAUUCCAGUAACAAACGAAUUUGCCCUGAGUCAGAGGGGUUUAAGGACCAGAGAAUAACUCAAAAAGAAUACCUCAAGAUACCUAAACAAGAGUUUCAGACAAAUUUAUCUUUAAAAGAGGAGAUAGAACAGUUACUGAUGGUGGAAAACAAGGAAGAUCUAAAAUGUACAAAACAAGAUGUUUUAGUGUCUCCUUCCCUUCCUCAGGAAACCAGAGUGUCUCCAAGUGACAUUUUUCAUCCUUUUAGAAAAGCUGUGCUUCCCACACUUCCUCCCUGCCCAGUUUUGGAGAAGACUGAUUCCUGGAUAAAUCCAGAUUCUCCCAAUUUGCCUUAGAGAUCUGCAGUUUGUUCUUGAGGCCAAUAAAGGUGGCUUAUUUCCUCUGCCAUCAAGGCCUUCCUCAGUGCUUAAGUUUCUUGUAUUGUAAAUUAGUCACAGGCUUUGGGGGAAAUUAUAUCCUUUUGCUUACUCCUAUAUUCUUGGAAUUUGAUUAGGAUGGGGAUGAAUAAGUUAAAGAAUGGAAGAAGUAAAUGUUCUGAUUAUGUCACUGUGUAGAAAUGUUCCCUGUGGCCAGACUGAAUUAUUUCUCGUAGUUUGGGUUUAAAGGAUUUGAAGAAGGGAAAAAUUUUGGACUUAGUGUCUGGAAGAAUCUAUACUUAAAAUUUUUUGUUGUUUUUUCUGAU